This is a messenger RNA of Dalotia coriaria, 1252 nucleotides long. RefSeq names its product catalase-like. The transcript has a single exon. Lineage: Eukaryota; Metazoa; Arthropoda; Insecta; Coleoptera; Staphylinidae. Gene Ontology annotation, cellular component: cytoplasm; mitochondrion; peroxisome. The coding region runs from base 133 to 1116 and encodes 327 amino acids. The record is from RefSeq and is a predicted model, not a curated record. Gene Ontology annotation, molecular function: heme binding; catalase activity. Gene Ontology annotation, biological process: response to hydrogen peroxide; hydrogen peroxide catabolic process.
AAAUUCUACACAGAGGAUGGUAUCUGGGACCUGGUUGGAAACAACACUCCUAUCUUCUUCAUUAGAGACCCUGUUCUAUUCCCACUGUUCAUACACUCACAAAAACGUAAUCCUGUGACCAAUGUCCAAGAUAUGAAUGCUUUCUGGGACUUUAUCUCCCUACGCCCGGAGACUACCCAUCAAGUGUUGAUCCUUAUGUCCGAUAGAGGUAUCCCUGAUGGUCAUCGUCAUAUGCAUGGAUAUGGAUCACAUACGUUCGCGUUAAUGAACAGCAACGAAGAGAAAACCUAUUGUAAAUUUCAUUUCAAGACCCAGCAGGGUAUCAAAAACUUGCCGGUGAAAGACGCAGAGAGACUAGCUGGAUCCUCACCGGAUUACGCCCAGAAAGAUUUAUACAACGCCAUCGAAGGAGAGAACUUCCCCAAAUGGAAGCUGUACAUUCAAACCAUGACAGAGGCACAAUCACAGUCUUGUUCAUUUGAUCCCUUUGACGUGACCAAAGUCUGGCCCCAGGGUGACUACCCCCUACAAUCCGUAGGUGAAUUUGUCCUCAACAAAAACCCAGAGAAUUACUUCAGUGAAGUAGAACAACUUUCCUUCUCUCCGGGUGCGUUCAUUCCUGGUAUAGGCCCAUCCCAAGACCGGAUGUUACUAGGAAGGAUCUUCUCCUACCCUGAUGCACAUUUAUACCGCUUGGGAUCUAACUUCACUCAACUGCCUGUGAAUGCCGCGUACCACGUGAAGAACUUCCAAAGAGAUGGAGUGGAUACAAUUGAUAAUCAAGGAGGUGCUCCGAAUUAUCACCCGAAUAGUUUCGGAGGACCGAAGAAUAAACACUCAGCCAAGAAGACAUAUCCAACUAUCCGGGUAUCUGGAAAUUUGGGCAGGUACGACCUUCGCGAUGCUGAUAAUUUCUCACAAGCGCGUGUAUUUUAUCGGAGCACUAUCGAGGAACCCGAGCGUCAACGCAUCGCUGAUAACAUCGUCGGCGGUCUCAAAUUCGCAAUCAAACCAAUCCAGGCGAGAACUAUCGAUAUGUUCUCACAAGUUGAUGAAGAUCUCGGUAGGAAGAUAAGCAAAGGGUUGCGAGGAGAAAAUCUAAGCGUCACUUUAUAAAAUACUAGCUGUUGCCCGCGACUUCGUUCCGGCAGUGUUUAAUAAAAAUGUAAUUCGUUUUUACUCUCUUGUUCUAGACAUACUCGUAGUAAGAGUCAAUUCUAUCACUAAAAUUAGCAAUUUUAAUUUAAAGAAA